CUUUAAACUUUAUUUCCUGGUAAACUGGCACGAGUUCAAUCAACCAUAUCAACGCUAUGAAGACACUAUAUAUAUCGGCUCUUACAGUGCUGCUGCUGGCCAGCUAUAUCUUCCUAGUGGAAGGGCAGACCACCUCAGUAUCAGACGAUUUAUGGAGGGUGGUCACUUGCAAUAAUACUCAGUUACACUUGGCGAUUGAGACAAGAGGUUGUGAACUCACCUUAGUGGGUCGAGCCUGUGUCACUCGACUACAAGAGUUGUCAGUGAUCAAAGGAGUGUGCACUGCUUUGAGCGAUGGUGUCACCUACGAGUGUUUAGUGAACACCACCUACACUGAUCCUGUCUGUUGUCUAUUGUAUGAAGAGGGUAGUAGCAAACCAGUCUCCAACUCCUGCAUUCCAAUAGAUACAACCUCCACUGAAGGCACUGAAGCUACUACUGGACCAACAGACACUAGGACAGCCUCUACUGAACAACCCGAUCUGAACAAUACCUCACCAGUUUUGUUCACUCCAGAGCUCCCGCCCAUGGUCGAUGUGAAUGAUGAGUACAAUCAUCCAACAUGGAUUGCUGGAGUCAUCACUGUUUUCAUUGUGUUGGUGGCAUUUGUGGUAUUUGUGGUAGGGCUCAUCAUCUGGUGGUAUAGACGUAGAAGUAAACGUGAUGAUCAGCAGAAUCGAAGACACCGUGAUGGAGCUCCUAUGAAAAAUGGAACUGAUGGUGACGACAAAGUAAAGGAUGGCGGUGAGGAUAGCAGUAAGGUUGGUGAUGCUACAAAGGAUGAAACUAGUCCUGAACAAGUCAGUGUACCUAUGGAGGAGUUGCUGGUUACAGUAGUCACUCUUGUCUGUUACCGUGUGUUACUCUGUGUUUUAAUUAACUUGCCGGCUCAAGUUGAACCACAAGUACUUGUCACUACUACCGUCAGGAGACGUCAGCCCAUGCAACAACCUGUACCAGAAUCCACUAAAGUUGGAGAAGACACUGGAUGUCACUCUUCUAGGACGUUAUCUACAACAACAGCCUCACCCACAGAGCUGCCCACAGAGCAAGGCAGCUCAGUUAUACUAUUUAAGACACUCACGGAAAUUGAAUUUGAAUCAAUCGAACUAGAUUAUAGCCCCCAAGAGGAACCACCUCUCCCUGGAGGAGCUCCACUGGCCCCUGAAGAUAGCCCCCAAGAGGAACCACCUCUCCCUGGAGGAGCUCCACUGGCCCCUGAAGAUAGCCCCCAAGAGGAACCACCUCUCCCUAGAGCUCCACUGGCCCCUGAAGAUAUCCCCCAAGAGGUACGUGAUGUCAUACCUGAACCACCUCUCCCUGGAGGAGCUCCACUCUAUGAGUCUAAAGGUCAUACCCAAAAAUUUGGACUUUUGAUGACGCCUGUCGUGCAACGUCAUGUGCAGAAUACGACUCCAGAUGUCCAAGAGCCAGUAACCUGCCAACAGAAAGACAAGAUCGUGGAAGAAGAUGUGUCAAGUGUUAGCAGUGUGGCCCAGGAUCAACAGAGCUGCGUUGUAUCAGAUGGCCAGGAGACAUCACCAGUAGAGAAGGUCAGGAUGGGAGGGAACACCUCGAGUGCUGUACCUCAUACAGCACCAGUAGAGAAGGUCAGGAUGGGAGGGAACACCUCGAGUGCUGUACCUCAUACAGCACCAGUAGAGAAGGUCAGGAUAGGAGGGAACACCUCGAGUGCUGUACCUCGUGAGCAACAGAGCCGCUUCAAGACAGAUGACCAGACUUGUGGCUCUGUCUCCAGAAUAAAGAAGUUCCAGUUUGUCCCUGCUCUGUUUGGUGCUGUAGUUGUGGCCAUCACAUGCAUCCUGACUCUGGCCACGUGUGUCCACACAGACCCAGCUGCCGUUCUCCAUCCCACUCUGGCCGGGAAGUACCGAUGGCUUGAUAGAGGCUCGCCCUGGAUUGCCUGGAUUGGUGACCGCUACCUGUCUUAUCCCCACGAGGACAUGUUCCAUCCUCCUAACCAUCAACCAGCUUUAUACUGUGUUGUUACAGCGAUGACCCUCACCGUGACGAUGACCCUGACCCUGGCUACAUGCAUCCAACAUUAUCAGACUAGGCUCACCCAUUCUCCUCCCGCUGUGACCGCUGUGAACUAUUGGGCCUUCCCAGCAGCAGCAGGUGAUCAGAUGUAUGCCCGCCCCCUCACUACCCCUCGCCCUCAUCCACUGGAGCAUGCUGCAGGGCGUGUGCAUGGAUAAUCAGUACACUAGCUGACUCGUGUGUUAGCAUAGGAGUGUAAUUGAAUCUUGAUAUAUAAUUAUAGAACUUGGUAGAAGAAAAAACUAACUGUUAAGUUGUACACUUGUUAGUUAAGAAUAGACAGCUAUAUUUUUAUAAUUGUGACUAAUAUGCUAUCUAUAAUUUCGCAUCUUGAAAAACGUAAAAUGUUGCACCUCAUGAAAA
Halichondria panicea is the source of this 2424-nucleotide messenger RNA. RefSeq lists its product as uncharacterized. NCBI's taxonomy places the organism in Eukaryota, Metazoa, Porifera, Demospongiae, Suberitida, Halichondriidae. The record is from RefSeq and is a predicted model, not a curated record. Bases 57 to 2219 code for a protein of 720 amino acids. The transcript has 18 exons.